AUGCCAGAAAAACGCAAGACCGAUUCUGAGCUCAGAGAUGGGGAUUACACCACCCCUGCGAAACGUGCGCGUCAGCAAAUAUCCUACGAUGACCUAGACGACUCCAUGCUUACGCCUCCAGUCGUGCGACCCGAACCGACGAGAAAUGAACUUGAAGACGACGUAGGCGACGCGUUCGAGAACGAAUCAAAUCUGGGACAUGAUAGCAAAAAUAAGACAUCAAACAAACACAACAGUCGCCAACGCCAUAAUCAACAGCCACGGGUAGAUCCGGUCUACGGGCAAAGAAGUGCCUUUCCCGGUCUGGACGAUGCAGGCUCCGAUGAGCUUCUCUAUGGUCCUCCAGAAGAUGGCUUGGAAUAUCUGCGUUUAGUUCGAUCGGAAGCGAACUCUCUACCUGCACUAUUCGUUGCGCCAAAACCCAAGAUGGAAAAAAAGGAGACCCAGCAAGCUAAUGAAGCACUGGGAAAGCUUGAAACAACGGGAAAAGAACCAGAACAAGUCCAGUCAGAGACCGGUUAUGUCCUCAUUGACGGUGUAGUGAUAGCUACAUCCACCGCUAAGGAAACCACCGAACUCGACGUCGAAGAAAAAAGAGACGCGCAAUCAUCGUACUACAACUUGUUGAAGCAUCGCUUCAUUCUGCUACGCACAACGUUGCGCUGCUCCCCMCCCGCCAAUACAAUAACAGAUCUGGACGAAAGCCACCCCAUCACCCUCCCCUUCCACGUCAGGGCAGCCCGCACAGCAUGGACACAACUAUUAUACACGGCAGAACCGCAGAUGGUACAAUUAGCUUGUAUGGAUAUGGAAUCUGUGCUUGGCGUUCUCCGGCUCUUCGGUGAUGUGAUGACCAAGUGCAUCAAAGAUAACGACGCAAACCAGUUACGGCGAAUCGGCGCAUGGGCAUGGGGUUUAUUAGGUCGAUGUCGAGAUGUGGGCGAAUUGGGCAGCGAGGAAGUUGGCGAAUUAAGAGUUCUCGGGAGAAAAGCGCUUUCACUUCUGAAGAAAAUGGAUAGAAAUAAGACCCUUUCUGGUGAUGGUUUUAGUGUGGUGGAGCCUGAUCUUGAGGAUAAGGAGUCUAGUGAUGAUGAGGAUGAGAUGAUGGUUACAGUUGAAAGCAUGGAGUCAGCUGAAGGGCAGGAAAUUGACGAGCUGGAGGCGGCAAAACUCCGGUUACAGUCUCGAUUUCUCGGGGAGGAGACCACAGCAGAGCAAGCUAAGAGACAGAGGAGGAAUACUUCAUCUCCACUUGAMCCAGCCAUAGACGACGAGCCAGAGACGACGCCUUCCCCGAAAAUCACCCGCACAAAGUCGCUACCAAAUAUCGCAGUGACUGGAGAGGAGCAAUCUCGCAUUCUCCUAGAUAUGAUUAUUACUAUCGUGGGUGAAUUUUAUGGACAAAGGGAUCUUCUACAGGAAAGAGAUAUAUGGAACUAG
Molecule: messenger RNA, 1440 nt
Organism: Talaromyces amestolkiae
Lineage: Eukaryota; Fungi; Ascomycota; Eurotiomycetes; Eurotiales; Trichocomaceae
Exons: 2
Coding region: 1-1440 (479 amino acids)
Biological process (GO): spliceosomal snRNP assembly
Cellular component (GO): nucleus; SMN complex
Source: RefSeq, a predicted model, not a curated record